AUGGGUAAACUUUCUUGUUCUCUCUCCAUUUUGAGUUUUCAACUGCACUCUUUCUAUCUAUCUAUCUUUCUUUCUUUCUCAAUCUCCCUAUUUCUCUUUCUUUCUAUCUAUUCUUUUCCCUCAAUUUCGCUCUCUUUCCUUCCUUCUUUUUUCCUUCUUUCCUCUUUCUCUCUCUCUCUCUCUCUCUCUCUCUCUCCAGCUUCUUUCUUUUUCUCUCUUCUAAUAUUUUAUUUUUGUCUCUUUCUCUUUCUCACUCUUGUUCCUUUUACUAUUUCUCUCUUUCUCUCUCUCUCUCUCUGUCCUUCUUCUCCUUCCUGCUACAAGCGCAUCCUUCCUCUCAUCACCCCUUACAUUAAAAUUUUCAAACACACACUAUCUAUCUAUCUAUCUAUCUAUCUAUCUGAGGGUGUAAAUUAUCUAUCUCUCUAUCUCAGCCUAUUCAGAUCUAUCUAUCAAUCUUUCUCCGUCUUUUCAUAUCUAUCUAUCUAUCUAUCUAUCUAUCUAUCUAUCUAUCUAAGCUAUCUGCCUCACUCCUUCUGUUUCCUUUUCUUUCUACAUAGUUUUUUCCUAUCAUUCAUUUCCUUAAAAUUCCUUCUUUUUCUUUCUAUUUUUACCUUGCUCAUUCCAUGUUCUUUUUAUCUUUUUAGUUCUUCAAUUUCUCCUUCUCCCCAUUUUAAUUCCUUUGUCUUUCUUUUUUUUCUCUUCUUACUUACCAUUUAUCUUUUAUGCGUUAUUUUCCACGUCCUCUCUUUUUUUUUCUGCUAUUCUUCUCUCUCCUACUUUCUUAGUGCCUUAUUUGAUGAGUUUACCCUACACUGCUCCCAAGAUGGCGUUUCGCUCAAGGGACAUAUUUAUAGAUGGGGGUGGUAA
Molecule: messenger RNA, 870 nt
Organism: Acanthosepion pharaonis
Lineage: Eukaryota; Metazoa; Mollusca; Cephalopoda; Sepiida; Sepiidae
Source: the annotation of a GenBank genome assembly